GCUUGUACGAAUUGGAACUUGAUUCUUGCAUCACGUUUUCUAGCCCAGGGUUUUUAUCUCACUUUGCCUCUUUCAUUAGGAACUUUGGCAUCCAUGUGGUGUAUAUUUUGAAUGCGGACCCAGCAUUUUAAUCUGUUAUCAAGUGUGGUGGGCCUGGUGGCUGUAUGCUGUACAGCUGGUAUUGCCAAAUUAUUCACGGAACCGCAGCAGUUGAUCACAGCGAAGAAGUACGGUGUUAUCCACGGUGCCGUCCGCUAUCCCGACACCACCGCCAUGGAUACUGCGUCGUUUUUUAUCGUUAAUUCCUUGAAAAUUCCCGUAACUUUAACGGGACAGGUUGAGGAAUGCGAGGAGUGUCCAUUGGUCGCACUUGCAUCUGCGGCUCCUGGAAAGGAAUCUUCGGUCCUUGUUGGUACACAGUAUCGCUGGAAGUUUGCCGUGACCAACGGCAUCCAAGAUCUGUGCAGAUUUGAGCGGCGGCUGUGGGAAUAUGGAAGAUACCAUCUGACAGUGUCCACGGGACCCUUAAAUGCAACGAACUGUUCGGUUGUGGAAGAGGAGAACAGUCACAGCGCGUAUACGCCGUUGUACGUUCUUCUGGGGUUAAUAUUGGGAGGAAUAAUUAUUUAUAACGUUGGAGAGCGCCUGCUGAGGAGAUUCCGCUCAUCCCUACCGUCCGAGCAUCGUUUUGCAUUCGUUUCGAGUUCCGAGCGUUCCUCCUCCACAUCCAGCGAUGGCAGCAACGCCACACUGACCGCUCCGCCGCCCAGUCGGCGUUUGCGAUCGCUGGACUGUUUCCGGGGUUUAACGAUUCUGCUGAUGAUCUUCGUUAAUUGCGGCGCGGGCGGCUACUGGUUUUUAAAUCAUUCCAUGUGGAACGGGCUGAAUUUGGCGGAUUUAGUUUUUCCUUGGUUCUUGUUCAUUAUGGGCGUGGCCAUUAAUAUAUCCAUGCGAUCAGCGGCCCGCAAAACCGCCCAAAUGAGAACGUUGUGGUGGAAUAUUAUACGCCGGACGUGUUUGCUGUUCCUGUUUGGAUUGAUGAUUAAUUCUAUCGGAUAUAAAUCCGUUUGGGAGCUGCGACUGUUAUCUGUAUUGGGGCGAUUCAGUAUUUCUUAUUUCUUCGUGGCCGCAUGUGAACUAAUUUUCGUGCAGCGAAUGGAAACCGCGCAGACGGUUACGCGAUGGCGUUUCUUGCGCGAUAUCGUACCGUUCUGGCCGACGGCGUUGUUCAGCAUGCUGUUUCCUCUUGGUCAGCUGCUGUUUACCUUCCUUCUCCCAGUUCCUGGUUGUCCACGAGGCUACAUGGGUCCAGGUGGACUGCAUCACAACCGGGCGUAUGAAAAUUGUACCGGUGGAGCAGCGGGAUAUAUCGAUAGGUACAUUCUGGGGGAAAACCACAUUUACCAGUGGCCAACCUGCCGGGCUGUCUACCAGUGUAUCGCUUUUGAUCCGGAAGGAAUCCUGGGAUACCUCAACAGUACUUUUCUUGUGUUUCUUGGCGUUCAGGCCGGACGAAUUUUAUAUCUAUAUGACGAUCACAAGGAGAAGUUGAUCCGUCUAGUGGUGUGGGGCAUCGUGUUGGGCCUGAUUGCCGGUGGUCUGUGCGGCUUCUCGCAGAACGACGGCUGGAUACCGGUGAACAAGAAUCUCUGGUCGCUGUCCUUCAUCCUCACCACGGCCUCUUUCGGUAUGAUCCUGUUGGCGCUGCUCUACUACGUGAUUGAUGUGCAGAACGUCUGGAGUGGUACGCCCUUCCAUUAUCCCUCCGUCAACUCCAUUGUGUUGUACAUCGGCAGUGAAAUUCUGGACAACAUGUUUCCAUUUUGGUGGGGCAUGCCGCAAACGCAUUCCGGGUCGCUGUUUAUGGCGCUGUGGACAACGGGAAUGUGGUGGCUGAUUUCUGUCUGGAUGUACUGGCAGAAAAUCUUUGUGGCUUUGUAAAACAAACCGUCCGGUGUAUUUCUUCGAUGAUCUGUUGAUUAUUCUUUUACCCUUCCGAUUUCUCCUUUCGUUCUGUGCUCUUGCUGGGCGUAACCAGCCAUGUUUUGACUGUGAUUCUUCUUUCCCGGUUCCCGAGACUGUUGACUGGUAGUAUUGCGUGUUAACGAUGUUGAGAGUGUUCGUUUGUCUCUGUCAUCGGAUUAGCGAAUAUUCUUUUGAUUUUAACAGUGUUCUGGUGUAUGCUUACACCGAACUGAUCCUGUUUUAAACUGUAUUCGUAGUGUAAUAUAAAAUAAAAUAGUUACAAUGCGCAGUAUUGCAACUUUGCAA
Molecule: messenger RNA, 2271 nt
Organism: Paramacrobiotus metropolitanus
Lineage: Eukaryota; Metazoa; Tardigrada; Eutardigrada; Parachela; Macrobiotidae
Product: heparan-alpha-glucosaminide N-acetyltransferase-like
Exons: 9
Coding region: 112-1941 (609 amino acids)
Source: RefSeq, a predicted model, not a curated record